Messenger RNA from Clarias gariepinus (North African catfish), 1496 nucleotides. It is a transcript of the gene pnp4b, whose product is annotated as purine nucleoside phosphorylase 4b. The transcript is spliced from 6 exons. Gene Ontology annotation, cellular component: cytoplasm. Gene Ontology annotation, biological process: nucleoside metabolic process. Bases 90 to 980 code for a protein of 296 amino acids. Gene Ontology annotation, molecular function: purine-nucleoside phosphorylase activity. NCBI's taxonomy places the organism in Eukaryota, Metazoa, Chordata, Actinopteri, Siluriformes, Clariidae. The record is from RefSeq and is a predicted model, not a curated record.
CACACACACACACACACACACAUCUCUUUUUCAAGGUCCAACUCUGUUCUGUAUGAACAAGCCUACUGUUCAUAUUACCGGCUGGAAUCAUGCACAGCAAGGGAAAUUCAUGCUGCUGCUCAUUUGAUGAGUGCAAGCUAGGCACAGAGUGGCUUCUGAGCAGAACUCGACACCGUCCAAAGAUAGCUGUAGUAUGUGGCUCUGGACUUGGGUUUCUUGCAGAGAGCAUUUCCAAUAAGCAGGUCUUUCGCUAUGAGGACAUUCCCAAUUUCCCCGUGAGCACAGUUCCUGGCCAUGAUGGGCAGCUUGUGUUUGGUUACAUAAAUGACAAACCCUGUGUCUUCAUGCAGGGCAGGUUUCAUCUUUAUGAGGGUUAUUCUUUGUGCAAGGUCACAUUACCUGUGCGGAUUUUCAAGCUGAUGGGCGUAGAGAUGAUUAUCGUAACAAAUGCUUCAGGGGGCCUCUGUCAGGAUUUCAAAGUGGGUGAUAUUAUGGUCAUCAAGGACCAUAUUAACUUGCCAGGGUUUGCUGGACAGCAUCCACUAUGUGGGCCCAAUGAUGAAAGAUUUGGAAUCAGGUUCCCAUGUAUGUCUGAUGCAUAUAGCAAAGACCUAAGAAAGUUGGCAUUGGACAUCAGCACGGAGCUGGGCUAUUCUGACUUUGUGCGGGAGGGAGUUUACUGCAUGGUCAGUGGACCCAACUUUGAGACUGUGGCUGAGGCACGAAUGCUGCAUAUCCUUGGAAGCGACUCAGUAGGUAUGAGCACAAUCCCCGAGGUGACGGUGGCCAAGCACUGUGGCUUGCGUGUCUUAGGUCUGUCCCUCAUUACCAACAAGGUCCCCCUGGACUACAGCAAUGAGGAGAAGGUCAACCAUGAGGAGGUGCUUCAUAUCAGCAAGAUGAGGGCUGAGAUGCUCCAAAAUGUGCUCAACACUUUUAUUGCUCGCUCUGACCAAGUGGAGACCAUCAACAGCUGCUAGACAUCCUUCAUAUGGACUCAGGCAGACUGAAUAUAUGCAGACAUAUUUUUCUAUGAUUGGUCGACAGAGCUUGUUACACUUGUAGCAGCAAUCUAUUUUUCACAAAUCGUGUAUAAGCUGAUGUUCAGUAUUGUGGUUGUAAAUAAAAAGGUUCAAAAAACAAAAAGAGAUUUAACUAGUAAACAUUUCAGGGGCAGUGAUGGUUUAGGUUGUUGAAGCAUAGGGUUUUUGGGUCAGGGGUUCAAACCCUCCUAUCAUUGGGUUUCCAUUUUUGGGUCUUUGGACAAGACCCUUAACCCUAUGUCUUAUACAAGUCACUGCAUGCAGUGCUGGGCCAAAGCACAGAUAGAUAAUGGGAGGGUUGCGACAGGUUCCAGCAUAAAACCUGUGCCAGAUCUUGUGGAUCAAAUGAUAUGAUGUGGUGACCCCUAGGAUAAAAGGGGGAAAAAACAAUUAGUAAUUCAUUCAUUCAAACAGCCUGAAAUGAUUUAUAAUAAACAUUAUUUAUUUUUUGGA